AUGAUUUUUACACUUUUGUCAACUUUGCCUGUUUUGAUUAUUACCUCGGAAUUAGAUUAUGCUGAAUUGUCGGGAAGUUUUCACAAUUUGGAGAGCAGUAAGUUUUUUUAAAAAUUAUUUUAUUGAGCUGAGAUGGUUAGCGAGAAACUAUAGUGUUACUUACUCAUAAUUCGAUAAUUUCAAACCGUUUGCAGUCACCAGCAAUGCCAUCAUGUCAUCUCAUCGAAACUGUACCCGUGACACAGAUAUUAUCGAUCAACUUCUAAAUGGCACAGGCUAUAACAAAUUCCGAAUACCACGUGAGUUUUCUCUAGUUUCCUAAAAGUGCAUUUCACAUUUUUGCAACUUUUUCACCGGUUAAAGAUGCUACUUAUGUUAACUUAGGCUAACUUGCUAACUACUUCGAAAAAUAAUAGUGAGUUAUCCGAAAUGCAUCUAAUUGUCUGACACAUUUCCGUGUCGCCCGCAAUUAUUCGUAUAUUUUUCUAUUUUUUAUUUAUUCAUGAGCUCUUGAAAAAGGGACCCGCCUGUUAACAAUUUCCUGUAUCUUAUGUGUUUUUUCUUUCAGAAGAUGAAGGAAUGGCUGUUGUUGUGGAGAUUUGGAUUCAGGCGAUCACAGCAAUCGAUGAAUUGACAAAUGAUUUUGAUAUGGAUAUUUACAUCACUGAAACUUGGCUCGAUCCGGCGCUCAAUUUUCAGAAUAUGAGCCCAUGUAAAGGUAGAGGAGUUCGGGGUGCAAAUAAUCCUAGGAAAUUAAUUAUGACGUGGUAACAGAGAAAUAAAUAAAAAAAUUGCAGGCAAUCUUUCGCUCAAUCACCAAGUUCUCGACCGCCUUUGGACUCCAAACAGUUGUUUCAUCAAUUCAAAAGUCGCCCAAAUUCACAAUUCUCCAUUUCGCAGUGUAUUCCUGAUGCUUUUCCCAAAUGGCACAGUUAUGGUAAAUUAUCGUGUUCGAGUUAAAGGACCAUGUCAAUUGGAUUUGUCUAAUUUUCCGCUAGAUCUUCAAAGAUGCUCAUUGAUUUAUGAGAGGUUAGAUUUUUUGAUGGAAGGUUUUGUAGUUUUGGAAUUUUUUCUAGUUUCAACUACAAUCAUCAAGAAGUCGAGAUGAAAUGGUCCGAAAUUAGUAUUCAAAUACUCGCGCCAAUUGUUCUUCCCGAUUUUGAUUUAUUCAAAGUGCAAACGGAAGGAAAACAAGAGGUGAGCUAUUUUGAAAGUAUUAUUCUAUGGAUUACUGUGGUAGGCUUUGUAGACAAGUCAGAAAUCGUCAGAAUGAUCUCAUUUUUAUUGGUUUCUCUCCAUAAAUGUGGGAAAUUAGUCAACUGAAAAAUUGGCAGCAUAUCUUCAAAAUAAUCUGGAUUUUAAGCACUUUUUCUCAAAACUUCUAGAAGGAUCAGAAAAUAUGGGCCAUUAAUUAUUAAUUUAAAUAAACUAAAAGCUCACUACUCAAAAAAAUGUUGUUCAGUCCUACCCAGCUGGAAUGUGGGAUGAAUUACACGUCACUCUGGUUUUCGAGCGUCGAUUCAUUUGGUAUUUCAUGCAAGCCUAUCUUCCCACAUAUUUGACUAUUUUUAUCAGUUGGGUUUCGUUUGCACUUGGUCCACGAGCAAUUCCAGCUCGAACUAUGCUUGGAGUCAAUAGUCUUUUGGCUAUUGUUUUUCAGUUUGGAAAUAUUAUGAGAAAUUUGCCGAGGGUUUCGUAUAUUAAAGGUGGGUUGGAUUUUUUGUACAUCGAAAAUGUUUUUCUGUAAAAAUUCGGGGAGUUUUUUUUAGGUAUCGAUGUUUGGAUGUUAGUCUCGAUGACUUUCAUUUUCUGCUCUUUGCUAGAAUUGGCUAUUGUUGGAUACAUGGUUAGAGAUGAGCCAGGAGCUAAGAAGAAACCCGUUAAAAAAGUAGGGGCUGAGAAAUUGAACCUUCAUAACCAUAAAAUUUCAGCUCUCCCGCGAAGAAUCCCCUCAUGGAAUCACAACCGAACGACGCUUCAUGUUUCCACCAGGAUGUACAGAUAUCAGCUUAUCAAAAGUAAUCUACCUAAUUUAUUUCUCUCUAAAUCAACCUAAUAUCAAUUCCAGACUUCCCUCAAUUCAACAAAUUGCAUGACUUCUUGUUGGACGCCCGAAAGAAUUGAUUCGCUGUCAAGUUUCAUGUUUCCCUUCACAUUUUUCGUAUUUAAUGUAACUCAAACCAAUUGUUUUUUUUGUCAAAAUUCAAAACAAAUUGCAGAUAAUCUACUGGGUUUACUACAUCUAUCGAAAAGAAAUCAUCCGCGCUCAAAUGGUAGCCGAUCACGGAAAGGGAAAUUAA
Molecule: messenger RNA, 2300 nt
Organism: Caenorhabditis angaria
Lineage: Eukaryota; Metazoa; Nematoda; Chromadorea; Rhabditida; Rhabditidae
Source: the annotation of a GenBank genome assembly